GGCGAGAUGAGGAAGGACCUGUCUGAGGCGGGGCGCGCGCGCGUCAGGAAGAUGGCGCUGCGUCUGCUGUGGAGAGUGCCACGCGGAACGGCGGCGGCGCUGCCGAGGCUGAAACCACUUCUGGCAGCUGAUGUGCCCAGGCUUGGAUACAGUUCCUCCUCCAAUCACAAGUACAUUCCCCGGAGAGCAGUGCUGUAUGUACCUGGAAAUGAUGAAAAGAAAAUAAAGAAGAUUCCCUCCUUGAAUGUAGAUUGUGCGGUGCUCGACUGUGAGGAUGGUGUUGCUAUGAACAAAAAGAAUGAAGCUCGAUCGAGAAUAGUAAAAACUCUUGAAGACUUUGAUCUGGGCCCAACUGAAAAGUGUGUGAGGGUCAACUCGGUGUCCAGCGGUCUGGCCGAAGAAGACCUGGAGAUCCUCUUGCAAUCCCGGGUCCUUCCUUCUAGCCUGAUGCUGCCAAAGGUCGAAGGUCCUGAAGAAAUCCAGUGGUUUUCAGACAAAUUUUCAUUCUACUUAAAAGGCCGAAAACUUGAACAACCUAUGAAUUUAAUCCCUUUUGUGGAAACUGCAAUGGGUUUGCUCAAUUUUAAGACCGUGUGUGAAGAAGCACUAAAGACCGGACCUCAAGUGGGUCUUUUUCUAGAUGCUGUUGUUUUUGGAGGAGAAGACUUUCGAGCCAGCAUAGGUGCAACAAGUGGUAAAGAAGCCCAAGAUAUUCUGUACGCCCGACAAAAGAUUAUUGUUAUAGCGAAGGCCUUUGGUCUGCAGGCCAUAGAUCUGGUGUACAUCGACUUUCGAGAUGGAGAGGGGCUCCUCAGGCAGUCCAGGGAAGGAGCCGCAAUGGGGUUUACCGGUAAGCAGGUGAUACACCCUAACCAAAUUGCCGUGGUUCAGGAACAGUUUUCUCCUUCCCCUGAAAAGAUUAAGUGGGCUGAAGAACUGAUCGCUGCCUUUAAAGAACAUCAACAAUUAGGAAAGGGAGCCUUUACUUUCCAAGGGAGUAUGAUCGACAUGCCAUUACUGAAGCAAGCCCAGAACAUUGUUACGCUUGCCACAUCCAUCAAGGAAAAAUGAUCUGUUAAAUGAAGCUCUCAUCAGGUGGGCUGAACAUAUACAGUGGGUUUCUUAAAGACAAACCAUAAUACUCAAGGCAACUUGUUAGUAUGCCAGAUUGGAACCUUUCUCCAUUUACAGUUCAUGGUAAUCACAAUUUUUUGUUGUUGUUAUCUCACUGGCCAGUUGUUCCUCUAAAAAUGAACUUUCUUCUUUUUGGUUCCAAGCUUAUGAUUUUAUUGCUCAUGAAUGUGUUGCAAAUAUGCACUUACGAUUUCACAGGGAGAUAAAAUCGUGGCGAGAGAUGGGCUGAAGGGAUGUUAGGUCUUUAAUGAAACAGAUCUUUUCCGAAUACGUAUGCUCCCUUCACAUUUCUCACGUUAGAUGUUUCCCCUGUCGUUCAUUUGUUCAUUCAACACUGUAAAUAAUUUUAAGGCCAGUCUUAAAAAAAAAAAAAAAACAGUAACUACCCAAAGGGGUUGCGUUUAGCUCCUAGAAAUCUGAUAAAACAAGAGAUGGCAUAGAAAAGUUAAGUAUCAUUUUUGUUCAUACAGAUACCUUGUAAAAAUAAAUCUUCAAAACAGAUUACUCUUAACCUCCACCUCCCCAAAUGAAACACCCAUACAUAUGGGCUCUAGGUAAGGACUAUGAAAGCCUUCAUCCUGGGUGAAUGCUUUGGGUCAACAGUUAACCAGCAAUUAAAAAAAAAAUGUGCAGAAACACAAGACCAUCUAUUCUCUCCCUUAAUUUCCCCAUUUAACUGUUUGCCAUUGAGGCCAUUCCCCCCCUGCAAAUGUAUGGCUGGAACAGGCCCCCUCAGCAAUAAACUUGUAGCCUCUAAGAAGACACAAUGGGGCAGAUCUGGUGCAUAUGGUCCCCUGCGAGAUUUGCAUCACAUUAGAGAUGCUGCUGCAGGUCAUAUGGGUGGUGUGGUUAACGGGCUUAGUAAAGCUGUUUUGAAGAGGUUAACCCAGCUUGUAGUAAGGGUAAAUAAACAUAACAACCAGCCAUUCUUCCCUAUUCAGCAUGUGCUCUUAUAUUGGAGGCUAAAGGGUAUUGAAGCUGGGAAGGAUCAACUUGUGUUUGCCAGAGGACGCCAAUGAAAUUUGAAACACCAACAAUCAGAGAUUUUGUUUCUGCUCCUCAUUAAAUCAUGCGCUUUUGUGUUGA
Molecule: messenger RNA, 2220 nt
Organism: Neofelis nebulosa (Clouded leopard)
Lineage: Eukaryota; Metazoa; Chordata; Mammalia; Carnivora; Felidae
Gene: CLYBL
Product: citramalyl-CoA lyase
Exons: 8
Coding region: 7-1071 (354 amino acids)
Biological process (GO): regulation of cobalamin catabolic process
Molecular function (GO): (S)-citramalyl-CoA lyase activity
Source: RefSeq, a predicted model, not a curated record